This is a messenger RNA of Balaenoptera musculus (blue whale), 1682 nucleotides long. It is a transcript of the gene IL15RA, whose product is annotated as interleukin 15 receptor subunit alpha. Bases 39 to 659 code for a protein of 206 amino acids. The record is from RefSeq and is a predicted model, not a curated record. Gene Ontology annotation, cellular component: plasma membrane. Gene Ontology annotation, biological process: interleukin-15-mediated signaling pathway. The transcript has 6 exons. NCBI's taxonomy places the organism in Eukaryota, Metazoa, Chordata, Mammalia, Artiodactyla, Balaenopteridae. Gene Ontology annotation, molecular function: interleukin-15 receptor activity.
CGGGAGGAGGCCGGCGGGGUCGCGGCCGAGGUCGGGCCAUGUCCGGGCGGCUCCGGGGCUGCGGGGUCGGCGCCCUCCCCGCGCUGCUGCUGCUGCUGCUGCUGCUCGGACCGCCGGCGACGCCGGGCAUCACGUGCCCAGCUCCCACAUCUGUGAAACAUGCAGACAUCCAAGUCAAGAGUUACAACCUCAACUCCAGGGAGCGGUAUGUUUGUAACUCUGGCUUCAAGCGUAAAGCCGGGACCUCCAGCCUGACCGAGUGCGUGUUUAACAAGACUGUGAACAUCGCCCACUGGACCACUCCCAAUCUCAAGUGCAUCAGAGACCCCUCCCUGACUCACCAAACGCCACCCUCCACAGCAGCACCGACAGGGGUGACCCCAGAGCCAGACAGUCCCAACCCUUCUGGAAAAGAGCCAGCUUUUACUUCCAAGUUAGACACCACAGUGGCCACAAGGCUGGCUACCAGACCAGGCUCCAGGCUGAUGCCAUCCAAAGCUCCUUCUGCGGGGACCACAGGAGUAGUCAAUAAUGAGCCCUCCCAAGUCCCAGCUCAGACAACAGCCAACGCUCCGGAACACACCCCCUCAGCCUCGCAGGACCCGCCCGGUGCAUAUCAGUACAAUCCCAGAGCUGUGACUGGAAAGUUCUAUUUUUAAGGCCACGUCAUGGGUGAUUCAUCCUUGUACACACGGCUGUGUGCUGUCCGUAUAGGUGCAGGUCUGAAAAGCUCAACAGUUCAGGAGAUGAAUGUGCCUCCUGGUCCACAGUGAGACUCCUGGGUCCCCAGACGUUCGGGGUUGUCAUCUUACACACAGGGCACAUAGGCGAUUUUUUUGCAAGGAGAUUUCACAAUAGCAAGGCAAACUGGCCAAAUCUGCUUGGUGCUUAUGACCGAUACAAAUGUUUUAAAGAUAGUUCUGUUCAGCUUGCCCUCAGGCUCAGCCCUCUCGCUUCCAUGUGAAGAUCCCACCCUCCCUAACAAUCUCAAGCCAUCGUGCCUGGGGCCCUCCACCCUCAAGUCCCCCUCCCAAUGCUGGUCCUUUCAACUCCGAAGAAACAUGUGUUCCCCUUUUCCUAAACUGUUAACCUUAUUCUCUUCUAAUCUGUAACACCUGCCUCAUGACACCCUUCUUAACACCACCGUAGACAGCUGCAAAUAAAAAAACAUAGUAAAGAUGAAAUUGGAAGAAGAAUGGCAAUGCCUGCUAUUGUUUCUAAAUCAGGAUUCUGUGAAGGUGGAGAAAAGGGGGACAUUGUGGCGGGGACAACCGAGGAGGAUCCCUGCCCUACUUCCCCACCUUCGGGUUCAGCAGCAGCUUCCUCUCCUCCUGGGGUGCUGGUGCCCUCGCCCUGAUGCUCAUGCCCAGCUUCUGAUCGCUGAGGCCCUUACUUUCUCCUCUGGCCUCACUCCCGUCCCUGCCCCAUCACCCAUGCCACGUUGAUCGGGAAGGACGAGGAUGCGGAUAACGCGAAUGGGGAUGGUUUGAACUGGCAGUGUUGGUGGGAAAGGAGUGUCCUUUCUGCCCAGACGUAGAAUAGGCUGAACAGCUGGACCUCAGGGAACUGUUAGUAAUGGUGAGCUGGCUAGGAAGGCAUCUGGAUCUCGCUGCAGGAAUGUAAACUGUAAAGAAUUUUCAGUCUCAGAAACAAAUCUGACGCUGGGCCUUCGAGCUCAAUGC